Molecule: messenger RNA, 1083 nt
Organism: Aplosporella prunicola CBS 121167
Lineage: Eukaryota; Fungi; Ascomycota; Dothideomycetes; Botryosphaeriales; Aplosporellaceae
Exons: 3
Coding region: 25-918 (297 amino acids)
Source: RefSeq, a predicted model, not a curated record
AACUCCCGCCAUUUCCACUCGAUCAUGCCUUCAGUAGGACCAGCACUCCCACCACACCUCGCCAAACGGAAGCGCGAGGAAGAGGAGGAGGAGGAACAACAACAAAGAGAAGCAGCGGCUUCGGCUACCCCCAGCAACAAUGACGCCGAUGGGCGCCCGCGGAGUCCCGAAGGCGCAGAAAAGCGACGGCGCGUCGCAGGGCCUGCCAUGCCCCCAGCACCGCUAGACGAGAGGCCUGAUUCAGCGCCCGGCGACGACUCAGACAGUGACAGCAGCAGCGACGAUGAUUUCGGGCCCGCGCCGCCCACGGCCGCAGAAGCAGCAAGAAUUGCCGCCAAACACGACAGCGAUGACGGUGACGACGCAUACGGGCCGCGCCGGCCACGAAGCCCUCCGCCCGCCGAAGAGAAGAAGCUGCAGCGCGACGACUGGAUGAUGGUGCCGCCGGAGCAGGACGACCUCGCGGCGCGCAUGGACCCGACUAAACUGCGUGCGCGCGGUUUCCAGACGGGCAAGGGCUCGCGCGCACCGAAUCAUGGUGGGGGCGGCAUUGGGCAGGCGUGGACGGAGACGCCGGAGCAGAAGCGCAAGAGGCUGGAGAAUGAAGUCAUGGGCAUUGCGGCGCCGGGGAACAGUAGUUCUGCUGCUGCGCGCGGUGGGGGCAAGGGGCCGAAGAAGGACGAUGAGGAGACGAGAAGGAGGAUUAGGGAGCAUGAUGAGAAACAUCGCGGUGGUUCGCUGUACGAGCAGCAUAAGGCGCGCGUACCCAAGGAUGCCGAGGACGAUCCUAGCAAACGCGCGUUCGAUAGGGAGAAGGAUAUCGGUGGCGGCAUGAAGAUCGGACAUGCGAAGCGCAAGGAGAUGCUCAAUCGCGCAGCGGACUUUGGAAGCAAGUUCUCUGGUGGUGGAUAUCUGUGAUGGAUUAGGGAGCUGAAACCCAAAUAUCAUUCUGAUUCUGAGCUUGGAAGGAUUCCUCGGUGCUACACGGCCAUACCGAACCUUCUUGCUCUGGCUCAUGCUAUAUGAAGUAGCUGCAACUUGGCCCCUUUAGAUUAUGCUGGCGGCAACCGGCUUGUUUCUCAC